Messenger RNA from Podospora pseudopauciseta, 5449 nucleotides. RefSeq lists its product as uncharacterized. The record is from RefSeq and is a predicted model, not a curated record. Gene Ontology annotation, biological process: superoxide anion generation; defense response. Gene Ontology annotation, molecular function: superoxide-generating NAD(P)H oxidase activity. The transcript has 4 exons. Gene Ontology annotation, cellular component: NADPH oxidase complex; plasma membrane. NCBI's taxonomy places the organism in Eukaryota, Fungi, Ascomycota, Sordariomycetes, Sordariales, Podosporaceae. Bases 3268 to 4932 code for a protein of 554 amino acids.
CACACACCUCAGUCCAGCAGGUUUGCGUGGAAUCUCCAUUCUCACCAGAAACUGCCACGCAAGCCGAGCCACGCCAAUGCAAGCACUUUAUCUCUCACCGCGCGUGACCUGCCAGACGCCGCUCCUCACCGUUGAUAGCGACCCGGGGAGAGAGACUAUGGCACGUCGAUUCUACACUAACAUAUGCCCCAUCAUAGCCUCUCAGACUACGAAACUGUACCCCACGAGAAGCCCAUAGUACAGUACUAAGUAGAGUCCACUGCCAUAAUUGCUAAUCUCUCAGACCUUCUUUCAUCUGAAGAGGCUCACCAUGACACAGGUGUGCCCUGCAGAACUACUCAAGAUCCUCUCCACUUCGUUUGCUGGCUGACUCUGGAUUUAUUCGGCGGUGUCAAUCCACGAAACCUGGAUCCAGAAAACCGUCAGAACAAGAACUCGAUAAUGGACACGGACGAGGAGACUCACUCUUAUACCCAGCAGCUGUCCCGAGGGUCUGGCUCAGUGCCUCUCGGUGCUGUCUGGCGUUCAAAAAAAUCGUACGAUUCCCCACGUGCGGCAGGACCCGGAUCGUCUCGAGGCGCCCUCCAAGGCCAGGAUAAGAUGGUGUGCACCUGGCAUGCCACGCGUUUGCAAACAAGCUUAAAAAUGUGGAUUGUCUUUUGAAGAUCUUGAUGUCUCAAAGAACAUCCAUAGAUGCUUUCUUCAGCAUCGCCGAGGGAUAUGCUGGUGUUGUUGUUGACUCGGAUGAAGUGGCAGAAGAAAAAGGGUGAAGCCCCCCUCGACGACCAAUACUCCUCACGUCUCCCACACCACACAAUACCAACCAAACGCCCCCGGAAAUAUCUUUACUUUCUCCGAAGCUUUCUCUCUCCUUUUCUUCAGGCUUGUAUCAUUGCUUGAAGCGGGUGCCGGUACUGCGUAGCGGGACUAGGCCGGGGCAUGUUUCAAGGUCUUGGGCUUGACGGCCAUCCUUUCUCGAUGCCGCAACCUUCCAUCCGAUUACGCCUGCAUCUCGGUGUCGCAGAGCUGUCCGAGCUCUUGAUGUGCAAUCCCUCCCUGCACCUGUUCGUUUGAGGCUGUCGGCUAGCAGGGAGCUCUGAAUGCAUAUCCGGUAUUGGUGAGGCACCACAAGUCUGAAGCGCUCGUUCGAAGGAAGCGCCUUGUUAGAAACCAGAAAUCCCAUCCAAGAUCGGCAUGGGAUUCUGUGCUACGUGAACAUGGUGUUUGCCGCAGCUGGGCCUUUUGCAACAUCCAACAAGCUCUUGAUGAUUGGCCACACGAGUAUGGAAUCAGCAUUCAACAAGCAUGGGCUAUGGUCUGUAUCUUGGGCCUGCUCGUGCCUCUCUCGAGGUCCCAUGAUGAUCAGCCCGGACAUGACAGCGACCUGGCAUGGUGGUACAUUUACAAUCCACACUCCUUCAAGGACACAUGCCUGGUCGACGUAUCUGAACGAGCACCAAUGUGCUCACUUAUAUUUAGACCUUUCUAGCCGGACAGGGAAUCUGGACAACAGGGUGUGGAACUUUAUUCACUUCGGAUGAUAACUCACGGCCAAGAUGUGAUGUGAUGGUUGAUAACUGCUAGUUUUUCCUAUGACCUAAGCAUACAUAUCCGCUCAAAGCAUGUGUAACCAUUCAGGAGACGGCGGAAUGGAGCACCUACAUACCUCGGUGCGAAGAUUAUCGAUGCAGAAAUGCAAGUUCUGCAAGUCACAGAAUGUGAUGUCAAAGACAAAGAAGCUUGCUGAUUGGUGAUUUGGAAUCGGCAACAUGCGAUGGCCUGGAGUGCUCGCAACGUGCCACACCCCAAAGCUGCCUAGCGGCCCGUGGCAUCUCUCGGAACAAAUCGAAUUCGAUGCUGUCGUUCGAGAUCCCAGCCGUUUAAGCGCCCACGAGGUCUUGGUAUCAGAAUGCCCAUGCCUAAGAAUAGGUCGCGGCCGCGGCCGCCUUCAACAUUGUCUCUCGUCUUCUUUUUGUGAUUUACUCUUUCAAUUUCGGUCAACAACAUCUGUUCUCUGGAGUUUCUCGACAGGUUUGAAUACUUUCAACAUCGACAUUUCUUCAACCGUCCAAACGAACCAACAGCUCGCCAAGCCCAGUGCGGUGACCCCUUUCUCGCCCUUGGCAACAGGGCGUUCUCGACACCCCCUGUCAAAACCGAAACAUCAGGGUCGCCUCCAAGCUCACCCCCGGUCAAAGCGCCUCUAACAGCUUUCGUCUCAACUUCUGCGCGCCUACAGCCACCAACUCCUUGCCAUCUGAUAGCAGGCCUCCCCAGAAUCUCAGAACCUGACACAGCUCGGGCAACCGCGAAACCAUCUCCUACGUCUGAUCUCCAAGCAUCUUCCCCAACUACGCUGCCGUCUUGCCCUCGCCGCCGACCCAUUGCUGCCGCCUUCAACAGCCUGUCUUCUGGCCCCACUACGCGCCUGUCGUUGUACGCUGCUGCCCCCUUCAAAGACAGUUUAGGAGAAUUCAUCUGGAGGAGGCGAGCGAGGUUGCCAGAACCAGUCUAGACGUUUCAGACUUUAACGCCUCUGCUGCUGGAGGAAGUGACUUGUGAGAAGGGCACGGCUUUGGUUGCUGCCGUGACCUCGCCAGGCCCCCUACCCUUGCCCGCCCUCCACUCUGCCUCCACCCUCACCAAGUGGCCCCCUGCUGGACCGCCUGGUGUUUGUGUCCGUGUGCGCUGUGCUAAAGGGUAGUGUUACAUCACAUCUUGGUUCCUUCUUUUUUUCCUUCCCCCUGUUUCCUGGGACCAUCUUUUAUGACCUUCCCACCACCCACUUAUCGCCUGUUUCUUCCCCUUCUCUCCCCCUCUCCUUCGUCGUCUCCCUCAUUCGACGAGGUAAAAGAAACGAGCCCUCCUCCGCGAGCGACUCCCGUUACUGUCCUUCCUUUCACUUCAGCUGCUGGCUCAGAAUCGCUCUUUUAUUCCUUUUUUUUCUUUUUCAUAUAGCAGACUUUUAGUGUUUGUCUUUAUUUGUUCUACUACCGCCGCACUAUCGGGUCUCCUAGUUGGUGGAUAUACAUACACAUCACACGAUUUGGGAGGUGUUAAUAAUCAAGAGGAGGGAAUAGAGGAGAAUAUCAAGGGUGUGAUUUGGACUCGAAAACCACAGCCGCGCCUCAUUCCGCUGCCAGACACAUACCGAAGGCUACAGAGCCCAUAGUCGACGUCACCACGGUCGCAGGUCGACAUCACAACAGAUCCUAUACCUUGAGUGUGUCCUUGUAAUAGGUCAAGAGGGGGAAACCAGUCGUCAAAAUGGGCGGGCUAGUUCCACUGCUGAAGAAGCAGCUCACGGGGUCGAAGAUUCUCUUUCACAUCCUCUUCUGGACGUUCCAUUGGGGCAUCUUCGCCUAUGGAUGGUGGAAGCAAGCAGCUGAUGCCCGUUUGGCGGGUCUCAACACGCUGCAAUACUCUGUGUGGCUUUCUCGUGGUGCUGGUCUAGUAUUGAGUGUGGACGGUAUGCUUAUUCUGCUGCCCGUCUGCAGAACUAUCAUGCGUUUCAUCAGGCCAAAGAUCAAGUUCAUCCCACUCGAUGAGAAUAUCUGGAUGCACAGGCAGCUUGCCUACUCUAUGCUGUUGUUCACCAUCAUCCACACAGCUGCCCAUUACGUCAACUUCUACAAUGUCGAGAAGACCCAGAUUCGUCCUGUAACCGCUGUGCAGAUUCACUACGUUCAGCCCGGUGGUGCCACUGGCCACGUUAUGCUUCUCUGCAUGCUUCUGAUGUACACAACCGCCCAUCACCGCAUCAGACAACAGUCUUUCGAGACCUUCUGGUACACUCACCAUCUGUUCAUCCCAUUUUUCCUCGGUCUGUACACCCACACCGUCGGGUGCUUCGUCCGUGACACAGCCGACGCCAUUUCGCCAUUUGCCGGUGAUGAGUACUGGGAGCACUGCAUUGGUUAUCUUGGCUGGAGAUGGGAGCUCUGGACCGGUGGCUUCUACCUCAUUGAGCGGUUGUACCGUGAGAUUCGUGCCAUCCGUGAGACCAAGAUUACCCGUGUUGUCAAACAUCCGUAUGACGUCGUGGAGAUUCAGUUCAACAAGCCUUCCUUCAAGUACAAGGCUGGCCAGUGGCUCUUCCUCCAGGUUCCUUCCGUCUCCAAGUAUCAGUGGCAUCCGUUUACCAUCACCUCCUGCCCAUACGACCCCUAUGUCUCUGUUCACAUCAGACAGGUUGGUGACUUCACUCGCGAGCUCGGCAACGCUGUCGGCGCUGGCGGCAUCCACGCCAAGCUGUAUGAGGGUGUCGACCCCUUGGGAAUGUACGACGUCGCUCUUGCCAACGGCCAGAAGAUGCCCGCUCUCCGCAUCGACGGCCCCUACGGUGCCCCCGCCGAGGACGUCUUCGAGAACGAAAUCGCCGUUUUGAUCGGUACCGGUAUCGGUGUCACCCCCUGGGCCUCCAUCCUCAAGAACAUCUGGCACUUGCGCAACGGCCCCAACCCCCCCACCCGUCUCCGCCGUGUCGAGUUCAUCUGGGUCUGCAAGGACACCAGCUCCUUCGAGUGGUUCCAGACCCUCCUCCUCUCCCUCGAGGAGCAAUCCGCCGAGGCUGCCCGCGUCCCCGGUUCCAGCGGCGUCGAGUUCCUCAAGAUCCACACUUAUCUCACCCAGAAGCUCGACAUGGACACCACCCAGAACAUUGUGCUUAACUCGGUCGGCAGCUCGGUUGAUCCCCUGACUGAGCUCAAGGCGCGGACAAACUUUGGUCGUCCCAACUUUGGCCGCAUCUUCCAGAGCAUGAGCGAGGGUAUCCAGAACCGGACUUAUCUCAACGGCCUCGAGGGCAACAUGAGGACGACGGUCGGUGUUUAUUUCUGCGGUCCCUCGGCUGCUGCUCGUGACAUCAAGAAGGCGGCCAAGGCUGCCAGCAGCAGUGAGGUGCGCUUCCGGUUCUGGAAGGAGCACUUCUAAAUGUACAUUGACAUUGACCUGACACAUCAAUAAUACGGAAUUUUUCACACCGACACGUCGGCGUACGGGUGUACGAUCGAGGUUUCUGGAUGGGAUUUUGGUGACUGGGCUUUCAGGCGGCAAAACUAUGCUGUCCUCGUGCCGAGGAAAAAGAUACACCAAGUCACACGAGAAACCAAAACUCAAGAAGGGCUACGACAUCACUCACCAAAGAUAACGUCUUCCCUUUUUAUGUCAAUGGAAUUAGGGGAUGGGAACAGAGAUGAUGAAGAUGAUUAAUUUUAGCGGGCACCUUUAUGUGGAUUUUUUUUUAUAUUUGUUUGUUUUUUUAUUCUUCCCAUGGCGCAUCUUUGUUGGAUAUACCUUGUCAAAAUGAAAGUAUAUAUCACGCAUACAUGACCGAAUUGCAAAGCCAAUUUUACAUACCAUACAUGAAAGAAAACAGUGUCUCUGUACAACUUUGCUAAUGAUGAACAUGACAUGUCCAAGACGAAACAAAACGGCCAAGACUUAGCCG